AUGGACUUAGAAGUGAAACUGAAAAAAAUCGACCAGCUGCAGCAAAAUGUCAUCAAUAUAAGAAGAAAUUCAUUUGAACUGGAUGAUGCGGAUGCAACUGAAUUAACAGAUCUUGAAGAAGAAUUGGAGCAAUGUGAUGUCCGCCUCGAGGAUUUGGAGGGCAUAAUAGAAAAGGUAGAUACUUCUGAAUUGUGUAAAGAUAAACCAAUCUAUUAUCUGCCUCAUCAAGUAGUUGAAAAAGAAGGUAGGGUCACAACUUCUACACGUAUAGUAUUUGAUGCUACAUCUCAUCAAGCUAACGAGCUCUCCUUGAAUGAUUGUCUGUGGCAAGGGCCCAAUUUAUAUCCAAAUCUUCUAGAUGUGUUAAUAAAUUUUAGGCUCAACAAAAUAGCAAUAUCAUCCGACAUUCGGCAGGCUUUUCUUCAAAUUUGCGUGGCGGAUAAACAUAAAGAUGCAGUGCGUUUCUUAUGGACACCAAGUGAUCCUCGUACUGAGAAAAGACCGGUUCUAGAAGUUUAUCGUUUUAACCGAGUAAUUUUCGGCGUAAAUGCUAGUCCAUUUCUACUUGCAGUUACAGUGAAACAUCGCAUUAAUAAAUAUGAAGAAGAGUAUCCUAUUACUGUAAAACAUCUAGAUUCUUACAUGUAUGUAGAUGACUGGAUUACGGGUCAAGACAAUCGAGAAGAAGCUCUUCUUAUUUCUCGCCAUGCUAAGAAUAUCAUGAAGGAAGCGGGAAUGUAA
Messenger RNA from Argiope bruennichi, 741 nucleotides. RefSeq lists its product as uncharacterized. NCBI's taxonomy places the organism in Eukaryota, Metazoa, Arthropoda, Arachnida, Araneae, Araneidae. The record is from RefSeq and is a predicted model, not a curated record. The transcript is spliced from 2 exons. The coding region runs from base 1 to 741 and encodes 246 amino acids.